Molecule: messenger RNA, 4417 nt
Organism: Serinus canaria (Common canary)
Lineage: Eukaryota; Metazoa; Chordata; Aves; Passeriformes; Fringillidae
Gene: KRAS
Product: KRAS proto-oncogene, GTPase
Exons: 6
Coding region: 282-851 (189 amino acids)
Biological process (GO): Ras protein signal transduction
Cellular component (GO): plasma membrane
Molecular function (GO): GTPase activity; GDP binding; GTP binding
Source: RefSeq, a predicted model, not a curated record
AGCGCCCGCCCAGCCCUGCCCGUCCCCCGCCAUUUCGCACCGGGACGGGAAGGGAAGGGAAGGGACCCGGAGCGGGAAGGGAAAGGAGAGCAGGGGAAGGGACGCGACACGAGCACGGCGGUUGCCGGGAGCUCCCGCGGCACGGCCAGCCAGGGAGGGAGCUGCUUCCCGGUAAUAGCAGAGGAUCCUGACGCUGAAUGAGAAGGCACCGGCAGCAUCCUCGUUAGUGGGAGCCCAUCUCUGCUUAAUGUUGGUUUCUUUGUCAUCAGGUCUGCUAAAAAAUGACAGAGUAUAAACUUGUGGUGGUUGGAGCUGGUGGUGUAGGCAAGAGCGCCUUGACAAUACAGCUAAUCCAGAAUCACUUUGUGGAUGAAUAUGACCCCACAAUAGAGGAUUCCUACAGGAAGCAAGUAGUAAUUGAUGGAGAAACCUGUCUCUUGGAUAUUCUUGACACAGCAGGUCAAGAGGAAUACAGUGCAAUGAGGGACCAAUAUAUGAGAACAGGGGAAGGCUUCCUCUGUGUGUUUGCCAUAAACAAUACAAAGUCUUUUGAAGAUAUUCACCAUUAUAGGGAACAAAUAAAGAGAGUUAAGGACUCAGAAGAUGUCCCAAUGGUGCUAGUAGGAAACAAAUGUGAUUUGCCUUCCAGAACAGUAGACACAAAACAAGCUCAGGAUUUAGCAAGAAGUUAUGGAAUUCCUUUCAUUGAAACAUCAGCAAAGACAAGACAGAGAGUGGAGGAUGCUUUUUAUACAUUGGUGCGAGAGAUCCGACAGUACAGAGUGAAAAAAAUCAGCAAAGAAGAAAAGACUCCAGGGUGUGUGAAAAUUAAAAAAUGCCUUGUAAUGUAACAGGGGUGUUGAUGAUGCCUUCUACACAUUAGUUCGAGAAAUCAGAAAACACAAAGAGAAGAUGAGCAAAGAUGGUAAAAAGAAGAAAAAGAAGACAAAGACAAAGUGUAUAAUUAUGUAAAUACAAUUUAUCCUUAUUCUUAAGAAGUACUGAAGUAAUUUUGUACAUUACACUAAAUUAUUAGCAUUUGUUUUAGCAUUACUUUACUUUCUGCUUCAUGAUCCUGUUAGCUUUACCUGAAUGCUUGUUUUAAAUGACAGUGGAAACUUCAUUCCUCUUAAAGUGCCAGUAUUCUUUGACUGUUGGUUAAUGAACUAGCAAUGCCUGUGAAAAAAAAAAAAAAAACAAAGAAAAAAACAACAAAAACCCAAAACAAACAAAAAAUACCCACAAAAAACCUGAGAACUGUCUUAGGACUCUUUGGUGCAUGCACAGUUGCUAACUUCCUAUUUUUCUUACUGAUUGUGAACUUCUGUUCUGUGUGCAAAGCAAACAGAUGAUGCUCUACACGUUUUAACAUCCCCUCUGAAUUUUUGGGUUUAUAAAUUUGGUUGGGAAAAAGGACUAGUUAGCAAAAGAAACUUUCAUUUCAUCCUUUCCUUUCUUUUAGACUGAUUGCAAUAGAGAGAGACCAGAAGCCUUUAUAGUCUUCCUGUAGAUUUUGCUUCUAGGCAUCUAGUCUUGUAGCAUUUCAGAUCAACUUUAUUGAAUGUAAAGAGAAAACUUUCAAAAAAAAUUUCACUGCAAUUUGUCACGGUCACUCCUUAAAUACUCUAUUUUUUCUAUAAAAAAUUAAAAAAAAAAAGAAAAAAAUCUAAAAAUACAAUAAUGCACACCUGGCAAUGGAAAAAGUAAAAGUUUAAUUAGGUUGAUUUGCUAUUGUUAAUGCAUUGCUUUAAGAGCUUCACUGACUUUUGUGUCUGAAGAGCAAGGUGAAAUCCCCCCAUUGUCAAAGCUUUGAGUAGCUUUAUUCAGUAGGGUCAGGAUUUCACCCUGAGUGUCCCUAGGAAAUACUAGAAAGCCUUAACAGAGAAGUUGAUUAAAAUUCUUAGGUUAUUUCAUACAUGGACCCAGAAUUUGCAUAAUAAUUAAAUCAAAAUCAGUCCUAAAUUAUGUAGUGGAGUAAAACCAUUCUUCCCCCCCGCCCCCCCAAGAGUGGCAUUAAAUAUUUCCAGAUGCCCAUUUUGUGCAAAAUAGGGGAGAAAUUCUGAAUUUCAGCAAGAUCAGAUGAGUGAAUGAAAGAGAUGAAUUUAGCUGCUUCAUGCAAAUAAUUUGGGAAUCCACUAUGCCAUGGAAAUGGUGUGGAAUUUGCACAAUCUGUCAGCAUAGAACAUGAUUUCCAGAGUCAGUGUUGUUUGUGUGAUGUCUGUGAAGUACCGAUUCAAUGGUUGGUGAGUGGCAUUCCAGUGUCUAGAGUGUCAUGAAGCUACACCAAGAGUUUAAUGUUGUCUUUCUCUGUGAUUAGGUUCUCUUGUGAUUUUUGUUCUUCUCUCCCCUCACUUUUUUUUUUUUUUUUUUUUUUUUUUUUUUUUUUUUUUUUUUUUUUUUUUUUUUUUUUUUUUUGGAAUUAAUGCAGGACUUUUGCAGGAGCUUUCACUUUUUGGUAGUGCAGUAGCCUAGUAAUCCACUGAAGUACAAGCCAGUAGUUGCAGUGUUUCCAGUUCCUAGUGUCUCCCUGUAAAUGUGGAGUUGUUUCAGGAGAGCUUUGGUCCCUGAAGGUGCAUUUCUCACCAGGAGCUAACUCAGCUGCAGAGUGACACUGGAAGGUGUGACUCCGGUGUAUCCAAAAAAUAAAACAAGACAUUGAAGUAGGAUAGUUCAGGACACUGGAAAAUUUGGAACAGGGAAUAGCAGCAUUGCCAUAACCCAGGGUAUUCCAUGGAAAUUUUACACAUGUAUGUAAAAAUUGGACUGUGUAACUCGGGCCAUUUCUGUGAAACGUAUUAUUUUGCUUCUACAAAAAAAAUCCCAGAGUGACUGUUGUAGGUGGGGACCUGCAAAGCUGGCAAGGAACCCAGAGUGUCUGGAUUGUUCCAUAUUCUUUAAUUCCGUUGUAUCUGGGAGAAAUCAGGCCGUUCCCUGCCUGUGUCCCCUGUUCCCACCCUUCACCAAAAUCCAGACCCCUCCACUCCUCUCAGCUUCAAUGUGAAAUCUGAGUUUCGAAAUAUUCUGAAAAACAGUAACAGGAGAACGUAAUCUAUAACGUAAUCUAUACGGUAAGGACCAAUAAGGAGUAAGAACAGAUUCUUUGUCACAAAAUAUUUCAGAGCUUCCAAGGUUAAAAUGUGUUGGAGACAGUUACUUGCAAGCAAAAGUGGGUUGUAAGCCUUGAGCAAAUGGAAGUAAUCUUAAGGUUAUUUUAAUUUUGGUAACUGAGUCACACUGCAUGUCAAAUUAGGGCUGGUCUAAAAUUCUGAUGUUAAUUUAACUUAAAGCUGUUACGAGAAUUUGUAGCUGAAAUGUCUUAUUCAUCAAAAGUGGGUUUCUAUAGCUCUACUAUAAAGCUAUAUAUGAACCAGGGAUGGGGUCUUUCAGCAAAAGUGAGCUGUAGCUGCCAGUCUAAUUAAAUUAGUACAAAAUCCAUUUAGAUUAGCCCUUAUUUACUUGAAAAAAAAAACCCAACCCAACCCCAUCCUUGCCACUGUUGUGCAGUUUUGUCUUCCUGUUUGUUGAGAUUUGGUGAAGUACGUUGGAUUGCAGCUGGCACAAGCUGCUCCAUCAUCACUGCCCUGUCCUACCCUGUUUGAGAUGCUUCCACAGAACAUCCCUGGGUGCUGUGUCUGGAGAGCAGCUCCUGAGCAAGCCUGGGAGUCACUGCCCAUGUCACCAUGUCAAACUGCCUUGUGUCAGGGAGUAACACCUUCUUACAGUAGCUUUAUGUAACUCUGCUAAAUACCUGGGUCCUUGGUUUGCUCCAAAAGGAAUUAUUCUGACUGGUUUCAGUGCCCUGAAAUUUUUUGCUACUCUUUUGCUGUGUGGGCUUUGUUGUAGUAACAGGAUAAUGGGUAAAUACUGACACACACAAUCUUCUGCUCUUGUCUAGACUAUAAAGCAAUACAAUUAUUACCUUCAAAGACCAUCAAACUGUAAAACAAAUCAUUGUGUCUCAAGUUUACAUAAAGCUACAUAGAUGGUAAAUCUUUCCUAACAUUUCUUUAUUCCACUGUCCUGUGUUUUCAUGUUGAAAAUACUUCUGCUUUUUCCUCUUGAGUGCCAACUUCUUACUAGAAUGACUUCUUAAUGUAAUAUGUUUACCUGGAAUGUAUUUUAACUAUUUUUGUAUAGUGUAAACUGAAACAUGCACAUUUUGUACAUUGUGCUUUAUUUGAUGUGGAACAUAUGCAGUGUGAUCCAGUUUUUCCAUAAUUUGGUUGUGUGACCUAGGAAUGUUGGUCAUGCCAGACAUUAAGUUAAAAAAAGGAAAAAAAAAAAAGACCACUGUUUGUUUUAAAAUUUUUAAUGUUUUUAGGAGUAUGUGCUGUGAGGUGAUCUGGAAUUUGUCAUUUUUUUGUCAAACUGUACUGCUCCUAUUUAUUGUAAUGUAAUAAAAAAUAGUUAUUGUGAG